CAGCGGCGGCCAAGAGGCGGCUCGGGAAUCUUCUGCGCCUUGGGAAUGUGGGAAACCCCUCGGGAUGCAACACCCGCGGUGUUCAGGGUCCCGAGGAGAUGCGGGCUCCGCCGAGGCGCUGGGCGGUGGGUUUAGGGGGCAGGUUUAGGAGUGUUUCUGAGGGGGUCUGUGCCCGGGGGUCUCUCCUGGCAGACAGCAGCGAUGCCGACGUGGAGCUCCCCACCAUCCGGCACCAGCCCGAGGGGCUGGAGCAGCUGCUGGCUCGGACCAAGUUCACCAAGACGGAGCUUCAAUCCCUCUACCGUGGCUUCAAGAAUGAAUGUCCCAGCGGCCUCGUGGAUGAGGAAACCUUCACGCUCAUCUACUCGCGGUUCUUCCCUCAAGGCGAUGCCAGCUCCUACGCCCACUUCUUGUUCGACGCCUUCGACGCCGACCGCAACGGGGCUCUCUGCUUCCAGGAUUUCGCGGUGGGACUCUCGGUGCUGCUGCGGGGGACGGAGCAGCAGAAGCUGAAGUGGACGUUUGACCUCUACGACGUGAAUAAGGACGGCUACGUCACCAAGGAGGACAUGCUGGAGAUCAUGAAAUCCAUCUAUGCCAUGAUGGGCCGCUGCACCGAGCCCGCCCUGGGGGCCAGCGCGCCGGCCCAGCACGUGGAGCUGUUCUUCCAGAAGAUGGACAGGAACAGGGACGGCGUGGUGACUUUCGAGGAGUUCCUGGCCACGUGCCAGGAGACAAACAAGAAGCUCAAAGGCAGAAUAAAUCAAGCAUGUGGCUCCCAGAGGUGGGACAGGACAAGGACGACGUUGCCACCAGAGCCCCCGGGGGAUGGCUCUGCCACCUGCCAGACAGACCCAUUUUGGGAGGCUGUGCCUCCCCUUGACACGGACCCCCCGCCCUUGGCAGUGCAGGGACCUGACACAGCACAAGCCCAACCCCAGGGCCCCCAGGGUGGGACCUGAGGACCCUCAGAGAUGGGACCCCUCAGGAUGUGGGGGCCCUCUGGGUGGGAGUCUUCGUAUUGCCGCCAUGAAAUGGAACCCCCAAACACCAACUAAAAGCACAGCCCCUCCUCCCCCCAACACUCAGGGGUGCCCUCCCCAUGAAGCCACAGACUCCCCCUCCCCCAGCAGCGUGGAGAGAGGGGGAUUUUAUAAAUAAACCAAAUAUUGACGAAUUAGGGGUGAAAUGGAGUCAUGAGGGAUGUGAGAGAUGCGCAGUGUCCCGGUCCCUGUCCGGCUGUCUGUCCCUGUCCGUGUCCCAGUCCCCUCUCCCGCUCCCAGUCUUAUUCUCCGUCCGUCUUCCAGUCCCUGUCCUUGUCCGGCUAGCAGUAGAACUCCCGUGCCUCUCCCGUUCCCGGUCCCGUUCCC
Ficedula albicollis (Collared flycatcher) is the source of this 1370-nucleotide messenger RNA. It is a transcript of the gene KCNIP3, whose product is annotated as potassium voltage-gated channel interacting protein 3. Bases 99 to 962 code for a protein of 287 amino acids. Gene Ontology annotation, cellular component: nucleus; voltage-gated potassium channel complex. The record is from RefSeq and is a predicted model, not a curated record. Gene Ontology annotation, molecular function: potassium channel regulator activity; DNA-binding transcription repressor activity, RNA polymerase II-specific; calcium ion binding. The transcript is spliced from 7 exons. NCBI's taxonomy places the organism in Eukaryota, Metazoa, Chordata, Aves, Passeriformes, Muscicapidae. Gene Ontology annotation, biological process: negative regulation of transcription by RNA polymerase II; regulation of potassium ion transmembrane transport.